AUGGAGUACGUUGCUGAUAUCACAUUGGGCUCUCCACAACAAACGUUUCGGGUAGCACUUGACACAACAUUUUCCGAUACCUGGGUAGUAGACUCCAAAUGCUCAGCAAUUAAGCCAUUGGUGUGCGAUGACUCAAUCUGUGAUCAAGGAUGUGAGUAAUG
Molecule: messenger RNA, 161 nt
Organism: Strongylus vulgaris
Lineage: Eukaryota; Metazoa; Nematoda; Chromadorea; Rhabditida; Strongylidae
Source: the annotation of a GenBank genome assembly